CCCUGUGACGUCAGCCGCCGUCAGACUGUAAAGAUGGCGACCGAAGGGACGACUCACCUCCGCCGCCUCUCUGCGCCUUUGGCCGUUGUUCUGGCCUUAUUCAGCGCGUUGAACGCGGGGACUUGCGAUGAACAGGUGCCGCUCAUUAUGUGGACAAGCGAAGGGACCUCCCUACCGACUCAGUCCCCUCCUACAGCGGGUCACAUCGUUGAGCAGCAGCAGCUCGCCGCUUACCUGGAGAAAGCGCUCAGUGUGGGCCCGAGAAAUGUAGUGCUGUUCCUACAGGACAAGAUGAGCAUAGAGGACUUCACCAUGUAUGGAGGAGCUUUUGGAAACAAGCAGGACAGCGUUUUCCCCAACCUGGAGGGGGCUCUGAUGUCCUCGUCCUCCCCUCUGGUGUUACCUGCUGUGUCCUGGCCUGCCUCCAAUGCAGUGAUUGGCCAGCUGCAGGACCAACUGGAGACCUCCCCUCUGUACAUGGACCCUGAGACGCUGAGUCAGCUGAGACUCAACGCCUCCUCGCCCGCCCUGCUGGUGUUCAGGCUGCCCUACGGCAUCGGGGCUGAUCUGAUGUCUGCAAAAGAGAUUCUCAGUGGGAACGAUGAGAUGAUCGGUCAGGUUCUGAGCACCAUGAAGACCCAGUCGGUCCCAUACACAGCCAUUUACACAGCCCUGCGGCCCUCCAGGGAGGCUGCGACUCUCUCUAUGGAAGCAGGGCUGGGUGGAGGACGCUCUCUCCUGCAGGCCAGAGGCGGGUACAGGGAGAGGGAGAGAGAAAGGGAGAGGCAGCGUAGGAUCAAGGAGAAGGCUGGGGUCUACCCUCCGGUGGAGUUUAAGGAGGGGGAAGAGUCCUGCAUCCUCCUGUGGGCCAAAGGCCUGUCAGUCAGCAUCCUUCGGAGCGGUCGCUGGGAAGAACAUGACCUGACCCCGUCUACCUUUGGGGAGGGUGUCAGCCCGAAGCUCCACGGCUCAAACUGCGACAAAUCCAAAGCGAGGUUGGUUCUUAAUUACGAGAAUGUCCUCGGCCACCGCAGCUUCAAACUGAUCUUUGCGAUGAGCCAGCGUCACUACAAGGUGUCUGAUCGCCCCUGGUUCACGCUAGACGCCGUUGAGCUGGAGUACGACGGGACCAAAGCCACGUUUAACGGCAGCAGAAACAUUUAUGCCCCCGCCGAGUACUCGUACCGCUGUGAGUCCGUCACCAGCUUCCGCUGGCCCCUGCUCAUCCCACACUCAUCUAAAGAUCCAGCCAAUCAGUGGAAGGUCUCGUUUCAGGACUUUCAGGUCCAGGGCUUUAGCGUGACCAAUGGUGAAUUCUCGUAUGCCAGUGACUGUGCAGGCUUCUUCUCUCCUGGGAUCUGGAUGGGUCUGAUGACCAGUCUUCUCAUGGUCCUCGUGCUCACCUACGGCCUGCACAUGAUCAUGCAGCUCCACACUAUGGACCGGUUCGAUGACCCCAAGGGCCCGGCGAUCUCUGUGCCCCAAACGGAGUAACUGCAGUCGCUCUCCUGUCUUCACCUUCCAUCUUUCCUCCUCUCUGUCCCUCAAAUGCUUCUCCAACUGCAAUGCUUCCACUCCCACCUUUUACAUUCUGUUCCCUGUUCAUCUGUAGUUGGGCAUUAUUCACUAAUAAGUAACGUUGUCAGAAUAAGGGUUUUAGUCAUCAUUGCAUAUGUGUCUGUUUAUAAAAUGUGUAUCCUUUCAGGUAGCCCCAGUUUGUGUCUCGUUGGAGUCGCAGUGUAAAGCCUCCGUUACUCAGAAGGUGGUUUAACAACACCGACACCGCGUCCUAACUGCAUGUGAGCGUCUGACCAUCGCAGCCAGUUAGGACAUUUUAAUAUAAGCUGUUCUUCUUGUAACUCAAACAGAGACAGCAGUAAUGUAUGAACUUCGGCUUUACAGAGAGUUUCAGCUCCAGCCACAACUUCACGGUUUGUGUUCAGUGUCAUUGCUCUCAUAGCGUCAUUGUCAACGUGCACUAACCUAACUAACCGCAGACACACAGGUAGAGACGAGCUGCUGAACAUUUAGCAGCUAAAGAGACAAAGAGUUUGCAGGUUUCAUUUUAACCAAUUUUAUUCCGUCACACAAAAUAAUGCGUGAAUAUUUUCCUUGUACAAAAAGAGCAAGAACACAUUAACCAUCUUUUAUUUGGCAGCAGACUGAAUAUUUUUAGUCUUUGAGGAUUCUGGAAACACCUUGAGAACAACCGUAUGCGUCAUUAAACCUCCGUACAGCCUUCCUCACUCGAGGCACAGACUGGGGCUGUUUUCAGGCUGCUGUCAUUAAAUGUCCCCCACCAGAAGGGACACAGUUGUACAGACAGGGACAAAAAUAAUGUAUGAAAAAUGAACUAUGAAAUGCUAUUUAUUGGAGAAACUAAUUUGUGUACGUGUGUGUUUACGGUUGUGUUUGUGUCUGUGAAUAGACAAAAGGGAUCGCAGUCUGUAUGGAUGAAACAUAAAUCAUAUCCACCACAUUACACCCGACUCAAAGGGACGUUCUGAUGAACAAAGGACCACAGAUAUACAGUUAAAAGUCUUAUCAAACAGGAGCUUAAGUAACUUUUCACUUUUGAACAAUGUUGUUUUUUCCGUCAUUAACAUGAACACUGUAUUUAUUCCUCCGCUGAUGUGCACUGAAAUGUGAAAUUAUUGUUUUUCUGUUAAUUUAUUUAGUUUUUUGAUGAUUUGUGGUGAGUAUCAAUGAUGUGAGGUCCUGAUUAUGGUCCUGUGUCGUGCUGCUGAUGUGACCCCAAUAAAACAUCUGUGAAAAUUGA
This is a messenger RNA of Dicentrarchus labrax (European seabass), 2779 nucleotides long. RefSeq names its product ATPase H+ transporting accessory protein 1a (gene atp6ap1a). Gene Ontology annotation, cellular component: proton-transporting V-type ATPase complex. Lineage: Eukaryota; Metazoa; Chordata; Actinopteri; Moronidae. The record is from RefSeq and is a predicted model, not a curated record. The transcript has 11 exons. The coding region runs from base 34 to 1494 and encodes 486 amino acids.